GGCAAUCAGGAGGAAAUCGAGCAGCACGAAGCGCCUCUCUUCUGCCCCUGCCACCCAGACCUCCUAUUACAGUGAGUCCCUGAUGAGUGAGUCCUACCUGGGAGGCAGACGGGGCCUUGCUGCCCUGGGCAGCUCUGUGCUGGAUGAUGCCCUGGACAGCAGCACAUACUGGGGUGAGCCCUCCCUCCUGUGGCAGCUGGGGACCUCCCUGGGCACUGAGGGGGUGCUCCGUUUGGUGACUUACUGCCUCGCUUCUUCCUUUCCAGGUCACUUUGUCUCAGGCCAGAGUAGUUCUGGGUCAGGGCUGAGGACUGCAGCCUCCCGAGUGGGCUCCUUCCUCUGGCAGGUGCUCACCUCCCCAGUUUGGUUCUUGGAGUGGCUGUAUUCGGGGCUGGCAGCUGCCUGGCACCGCCUCACCGGUGCGGCUCCCCACCAGGAUGGCAUCUCUUUCUCCAGGCGCUACCCGCCACUGAAGAGGUUUCUGCUGCUGCUGCUCCUCCUGCUCCUCACUGCUGCUGCUUACGGAGCUUGGUACUUCUCCCCAAAUGUCCUGUCGACACUCAGCCUCCCUGCCUUCCCAUGGUGGGGAGCUGGAAAGCGUUCAUCCUCCGAUGUGCCUGAGGCAGGGGACCUGACCGUGUUGGACCAGGGGCAAAGUGGUGGCCCGGGUCGGGGGCUGUGGGAGAAGCACCGGCUCCUGGCUCGCUUUCAGGCCCUGGAGAAACGCUUCGAGGUGCUGGAGGCUGAUGUGUCACAUCUCCGCACGGACACUACCAGCCACCUCCAGGGCGAGCUGGAUGCCCUCCGAGCCCAGGUGCAAAGGGAUUUAGAUGGGCGCCUGGAGAAGAUGACACAAGCGUCUCAGGAGAUGGAGGCACGCUUGCUGGAGCUGAACUCGGAGUGGCACAGCUUGGCGCAGGAGGGCCUGCGGGAGAGCUUCCAGCAGGAAGUAGGCAAGCUGGAGCAGGAGGUGGCAGCGCUGAGGAGGGAGCUGUCGAGCCUCAAGUCGGACAAGGAAGUUAUUGGGAAGCAGAUGGAGGGGAUACUGGAGCAGCUGAAGGCGGUGCAGGCUGAAAUGGGAGUGCAGUUCCCAGUAUGGAUCAGUCGGUUCCUGUCGCAGUCCCGGCAGGACGGGCUCUUCCUUCGCCACGAAGACUUGCAAGCGGAGCUCCAGGCCCUGGAGCACAAGAUCCUGGCCAAAGUCUUGGAAAACCAGAGGCUGUUGGCACAGGGUGCUCAGGGUGGUGUUGGACUGACCUCACGGCAAGAGGGGACUGCGGGGGUGACAGAAGAGCAAGUGCGUCUCAUUGUGGGUCAAGCUCUGAAGCGCUACAGUGAGGACCGCGUGGGGAUGGUCGACUACGCCCUGGAGUCGGCAGGGGCCAGCAUCAUCAACACCCGCUGCUCAGAGACCUAUGAUGCGCAUACAGCGGUGCUGAGCUUGUUCGGCAUCCCCCUGUGGUACCAGUCGCAGUCCCCUCGUGCCAUCCUGCAGUCGAAUGUUGACCCCGGAAACUGCUGGGCGUUUCGUGGAUCCCAGGGCUUUGCUGUCAUCCACCUCUCCAACGUCAUCCGCCCCACGGCCGUGACUCUGGAGCACAUCCCAAAAGCUCUCUCGCCCCAGGGGAUCAUCCCCAGCGCCACCAAGGACUUCGCUGUCUAUGGCUUGAAGGAGGAGAGAGAGGAGGAGGGCGUGCUCCUUGGGCAGUUCACCUACGACCACGAUGGCGACCCCAUCCAAACCUUUUACCUGAAGGGUGAUGCUGUGGGCGCAUACGCACUGGUGGAGUUCCGGGUGCUGAGCAAUUGGGGCCACCCCGAAUACACCUGCAUCUACCGCUUCCGCGUGCAUGGGGAGCUGGUUCCCUGA
This is a messenger RNA of Tauraco erythrolophus (red-crested turaco), 1870 nucleotides long. Lineage: Eukaryota; Metazoa; Chordata; Aves; Musophagiformes; Musophagidae. The record is from RefSeq and is a predicted model, not a curated record.